Molecule: messenger RNA, 486 nt
Organism: Chaetomium globosum CBS 148.51
Lineage: Eukaryota; Fungi; Ascomycota; Sordariomycetes; Sordariales; Chaetomiaceae
Exons: 2
Coding region: 1-486 (161 amino acids)
Source: RefSeq, a predicted model, not a curated record
AUGCCUUAUUCUUAUUUCAGAAUGAUUUUCAUCGUUCUGUUCCUCGGUUUGUUUCUCCAGGGGGUCUUAGGCGGACCCCUGCCCGAGCAAUUCAACACGGGCUGCUUCGUUAUGCAGAUGGCCCCUGUUGUGAACGAUUGCCGUCAAGUCGUCAAUGCCUUCAACCGUCAUGACCCAUCAGGCUACAUUACAGUUCAGGGCAAUCAUGCCUUCAGAAUCACUCAUGGCAACUGCAUGGGCACACUGAGCAACAAGUCUGGUUCUCCGACCGCAGUCAACCAGGAUACGCUGGCGGUUAUGAUGAAAAAUUACAUCAUCGACCCCUGCGUUCUUUACAGGCAGUGGGGGUUCUAUGAAACCGACAAGUAUGUCAUGGAGCUGGAGUUUUCGGGAGCUGAUGGUGACGCCAAGGACGGAGGUACGCCGACAGUCGUCGAGGAGGACGUGAAGUUGUCUGGCGACCAAGGCAAGGCCAGACAUGACUGA